UCUCUCUCAUCUCAUCAACCACUCUGUGAUUCUGAAUGGCUGAUCCUGAAUUAAAAUCCAAAAGCCUAGUUUCUCUCUCUAAGCUUUUUUUGUGCUUCUCUCUCCUCUCCACCGUCGCCGUCGCCGACGAUGGUCCGUUCAUGUCGAAGCUGGCGAAAGCCAUCGGCCCAAGCGGGUGGUCGGCGACGACCGCUUUCUGCAACUGGAGCGGCGUGAAGUGUGACAGUUCGAACCGUGUAACAAGCAUCAAUCUGGCUUCAAAGAAACUCAGUGGAACACUCCCACCCGAUCUGAACUCACUCUCUCAACUCACCUACCUCUCGCUUCAGGGCAACUCUCUCUCCGGUUCCUUACCCUCUUUGGCGAACCUCACCAUGCUCGUAACCGUUUACCUCGACGGCAACAACUUCACCUCCGUCACUAACGGUUGCUUCCAGGGGCUAACGAACUUGCAGAACAUUAGCAUGACCAACAACAUCAACCUCGCACCCUGGACGUUUCCCACCGAGUUGACUCAGUCAUCCAACCUCCUCCAACUCGACCUCGGUAACACAAACCUCAUGAGUUCCUUGCCUGAUGUGUUCGGUUCCUUUGUCACUUUGCAGGGUCUUCGUCUCUCUUACAACAACCUCACCGGUGGUUUGCCAAAGUCCUUUGCAGGAUCUGGGAUUCAGAAUUUGUGGCUCAACAAUCAGAUAGAUGGGUCUGGGUUUUCUGGUUCAAUUGAUGUGCUUUCUUCCAUGACACGCUUGUCUCAGGUGUGGCUUCACAAGAACCAGUUCACGGGCCCCAUUCCUGAUUUGUCAAAUUGUACUAGUUUGUUUGAUCUUCAGCUUAGGGACAAUCAGUUAACCGGUGUUGUUCCAUCUUCUUUGAUGGGUCUCUCUAGCUUACAGAGCGUUUCUUUGGACAACAACUUGCUUCAGGGUCCUGUUCCUGUGUUUGGGAAAGGUGUGAAGUUCCCUCUUGAUGGGAUCAAUAGCUUUUGUCAAUCAAGUCCUGGUGUGCCUUGUGAUCCCAUUGCCACUACUUUGCUUGAUGUUGCUGCGGGUUUUGGGUAUCCCCUUCAGUUGGCCAGUGCCUGGAAAGGGAACAACACUUGUCAAGAUUGGAGCUUCAUUGUGUGUGCUGGGGGAAAGAUUAUUACGGUGAAUUUAGCAAAGCAGAAUUUGACUGGAACCAUUUCAUCUGCAUUUGCCAAUUUAACUGAUUUGAGGAACUUGUUUCUCAAUGAUAAUAAUUUGGUUGGUUCAAUACCUGGGAGCUUGACAACUUUGCCUCAACUUGAGGUUCUGAAUGUGUCUAAUAACAACCUAUCUGGAGAGAUUCCCAAUUUCUCAGCUAAGGUGAAGUUCCUUCAUGCAGGUAAUGUUUUGCUUGGUCAUCCUGGAGAUGGAGGCAGUGGAACUAGUCCAUCAUCGGGUUCUGGUAAUGCGCCGAGUGGAAGUCCAUCUAAAACAGCAAAUAGUUCUUCCCUGUCUCCUGCUUGGAUCGCAGGUAUAGCCAUUAUUGCUGUAUUUUUCGUUGUGGUGGUGUUGUUUGUCUUUUGCAAGUGUUAUGCCAAAAACCGGAAGGGGAAAUUCGGAAGGGUUAAUAAUCCUGAAAAUGGAAAAGUAGACAUUAAAACUGAUGUAAUGAGUGUUGUCAAUUCCAAUGGAUAUGGUGGAGUUCCCAGCGAUAUACAAAGCCAGGGCAGUGAGCUUAGUGACCUUCAUGCUUUUGAGGGUGGAAAUGCUACAAUUUCAAUCCAAGUUCUUCGGCAAGUAACGAGUAAUUUCAGCGAAGACAACAUUUUGGGUAGGGGAGGAUUUGGAGUUGUUUAUAAAGGGGAAUUGCAUGAUGGAACUAAAAUUGCUGUGAAGAGGAUGGAGUCUGGUCCAAUUGGAAGUAAAGGAAUGAAUGAGUUCCAAGCAGAGAUUGCAGUUCUCACUAAAGUUAGGCAUAGGCAUUUGGUUGCUCUUUUAGGAUAUUGCAUGAAUGGCAAUGAAAGGCUUUUGGUGUACGAGUAUAUGCCUCAAGGGACAUUAACAGAGCAUCUGUUUGAUUGGCGUGAAAAUGGCUGUGCUCCUUUGACUUGGAAACAAAGGAUCGCAAUAGCUUUGGAUGUAGCUCGGGGAGUUGAAUACUUGCACAGCUUAGCUCAGCAAAGCUUCAUUCACAGAGACUUGAAACCCUCAAACAUACUAUUGGCUGAUGACAUGAGAGCAAAGGUUGCAGAUUUUGGGUUGGUAAAAAAUGCACCGGAUGGGAAGUACUCUGUCGAGACGCGGUUGGCUGGAACAUUUGGAUAUCUUGCACCUGAAUAUGCAGCUACUGGAAGAGUGACAACAAAAGUAGAUGUUUACGCAUUUGGAGUAGUUUUGAUGGAACUGAUUACCGGUAGAAGGGCAUUGGAUGAUACUGUACCUGAUGAAAGGUCUCACUUAGUUUCAUGGUUCCGUAGGGUACUAAUUAACAAGGAGAACAUCCCAAAGGCAAUUGAUCAAAUUCUCAACCCUGAUGAGGAAACCAUGGAGAGCAUAUAUAAAGUGGCUGAGCUGGCAGGCCAUUGCACUGCUCGUGAACCAUACCAAAGACCAGAUAUGGGGCAUGCAGUGAAUGUCUUGGUUCCUCUGGUAGAACAAUGGAAGCCUACAAGCCAUGAAGAAGAAGAAGGUUCUGGCAUUGACCUUCACAUGAGCCUUCCUCAAGCUCUUCAAAGAUGGCAAGCCAAUGAAGGAACUUCCACAAUGUUUAAUGACAUGUCCAUCUCUCAAACCCAGUCAAGCAUUCCUGCAAAGCCUUCAGGAUUUGCAGACUCCUUUGAUUCAAUGGAUUGCCGGUAGCAAAAAAGACAAAAGAGACAACCUUCAAUUGCUUCUCAGUUAAGGAUGAUAAGAAUGUUAUUAAGCUGUUUUGGUCUAGCGGCAUCACCAAAUUGUAUCACAAAUUUAAUUUAUUUAUUUUUAAAUGUCAAGAUUUUUGUUGUUCUUGCAAUCUCCUGUUGUACAAGUCUAAUGUUCUUUAUUGAUAUAUAUAUAUAAAUAUAAAAGCUAGCGGAUUGAUUUUAGUGGAUG
Messenger RNA from Gastrolobium bilobum, 3056 nucleotides. RefSeq names its product receptor-like kinase TMK4. The transcript has 2 exons. Gene Ontology annotation, biological process: protein phosphorylation. The record is from RefSeq and is a predicted model, not a curated record. Bases 36 to 2825 code for a protein of 929 amino acids. Lineage: Eukaryota; Viridiplantae; Streptophyta; Magnoliopsida; Fabales; Fabaceae. Gene Ontology annotation, molecular function: protein binding; ATP binding; protein kinase activity.